Molecule: messenger RNA, 750 nt
Organism: Benincasa hispida (wax gourd)
Lineage: Eukaryota; Viridiplantae; Streptophyta; Magnoliopsida; Cucurbitales; Cucurbitaceae
Source: RefSeq, a predicted model, not a curated record
AUGGCAUACGGCGAGGCACUUAAGCUUGUAAAUCCAGGUACCAUAUUUGAGGUUGAAGUAGAAGACGGACAAUACUUUAAGUACGUCUUCAUGGCUUUUGGUCCGUGUAUCAGGGGUUUUCUAAACUGCAUCCGCCCAGUAGUUGUUGUUGAUGGGACCCAUUUACAUGAGAAAUACAAAGGUAUGUUGUUAAUAGCAACGUGUAUCGAUGGAAAUAACAACAUAUAUCCUAUCGCCUUUAGUAUUGUAGAUGUUGAGAAUGAUGCAUCAUGGACUCGGUUCAUGACUCAUUUGAAGGCUUCAAUAGGAGACAUUCCCAAUCUAGUGAUUAUAUCAGAUCGUCACAUCUCAAUUGUAAAGGCGGUUGCAAGGAUAUUCCCUGAUGCAUUUCAUGCCCUAUGUAUAUACCGUAUUCGGAACAAUUUGCUGGACAAAUUCAAGAAUAAGAAUAUAAUCCCACAUUUCUACCUAUUGGCGAAAGCAUAUAGAAUGUCUAAAUUUCAUAUGUAUUGGGCUAAGCUCCAUCAAUAUCCUGGUGUGACGGCUUAUCUUGAGGAAGUUGGAUUACAACGGUGGGCAAGGGUUUAUCAAGUCCAUUGUACAUGUGAAAAGAUGAUGAAAAAUAUAGUAGAAUGUCUCAAUAGAGUGUUGAAAGAUGCCCAAGAACUACUAAUAAUAAAGCUAUUAGAGCAUAUCCGCGAGUGGCUACAAGGUUGGUUCUAUAUCCGACGUACACACGCAAUGGCAUGA